Molecule: messenger RNA, 1956 nt
Organism: Aedes aegypti (yellow fever mosquito)
Lineage: Eukaryota; Metazoa; Arthropoda; Insecta; Diptera; Culicidae
Gene: Ir7f
Exons: 1
Coding region: 1-1419 (472 amino acids)
Cellular component (GO): membrane
Molecular function (GO): glutamate-gated receptor activity
Source: RefSeq, a predicted model, not a curated record
AUGAGAUUCCUCACAGUACUCGUAACCUUAAGCGUGGUUUCGUGCGAGGCAUCGCACUUACUCCUGCCCAAGAAAUCUUCCACCGAUGACUUCAGCAACGCCAUCAUUGCCAUCCUGAGGCGACAUUUCGUUUCAAAUCACGCUUCAACGAUGAUCACCCAAUCCGCCAAGGUAGACACCUACACGGAGUAUCUCCAAAUAGACAUCCUCGAUCGCAUACUGCUCCGAACGUCCGGUGAAAUCGCCUACGUCUUCAGCACUCCGAUCCGACCGCGACGACCUCGGUUCUUCAACAUACUGCUGUUCGACGGCUACCUAGCAUUCCGUAGCAUUCUGCGCCAGCUUCACCCAAACAAGUACGACUUCUCUGGAUAUUAUCUGCUGAUCUUGACGGCACCACGACCCGUGUUCAACAGAACCAUUCAGCAGAUGUUCAUUGAUCUGUGGUCGUACAAUAUCGUCAACGUGGUGCUGGCAGCCUCCAGUAUUGUCGGUUCGAAAAGCCCUGAAGGUACACAGUUGUUCACCUACUUCCCAUACGUUGAACAUCACUGUGAACAUGCCCACCCCGUAUUACUAUAUAACUUGACCCCGUCCACGAAGCUCGACAAAUCCGUGAACUUGUUUCCGCCGAAGCUUUCCAACUUUCACGGUUGCCCGAUCCGUAUCGCUGCCAUCGACUACCCACCGUACACAAUGAUCGAAUGGAUUGGAGGUCGCCGAAGACUACGUGGAAUAGAAGGCGACAUGCUGAACAUGAUUUCCUCGGAGCUGAACUUCACGUACGAGGUAGUGGAGAUGACGGGCGACGAUCGUUGGGGACAAAUCUACGGGAACGGAACGUUCACUGGAGCGAUAAAGUUGGUGGUUGAAGGCUCUGUCAACAUGUCGACCGGGUGUUUCUCGAUGCGCGGUGAACGCAUGUCGGUGAUGAGGUCCAGCGCGAGUUACUACACGAUCAAGAUGAUGUUUGCCGUUCCACCGGGAAGGCCCUACACGGCGUUCGAGAAGAUGUUCCGACCGUUUAGUGCUGUCACCUGGAUGAUGGUGACCUUGUACACGUUGGCUGGCGCUGGAGUGAUCCUCGUGUUGCAGUUCUACCCGUGGAGUGUGCGGAACUUUGUCUACGGUCGGAGUACGGGGAUGGCUUUCAUGAACUUUAUGAAUAUCUUCUUCGGUGGUGCGAUGAGUCGAACUCCGGGGAGAAAUUUCGCGAGGGCUUUGCUGUUUUUGUGGUUGCUUCAGUGUUUCGUAAUGCGGACUCUGUACCAGGGAUCGCUGUUUGAGUACCUGCAGCAAUCGAAGAAUUUCAGCCACGUGGAUUCGCUCAAGCGCAUCGAGGCCGAGAAGAUGCCGUACAUAAUGUCGCAAGGUAAUAUCAUGUUCGUCAGAGAUAUUUCCAGUAUUCGCAAGAGGUAACCCGAAAACCCUGAGAUUAGUUCCAAAAAUUUCAAUAAGAGUUCAUAAUUUCUAGGACAACAUUGAUCCCAGACAGGACCGAGGACCGCUUCGAGAUCUUCAGGCAACAAAGCGUGAAUUACCUGCAGGUGGCCAUGCUAACGGCGUUCGACCACCUGGCGGCCUUUAACGAGCGGUUCUACAAACGAGGCAUCGUACAUGUGGCGAAGGACGUGCUCAUAACUUCGCCGAUCUGCUUUUACUAUCCGCAGAAAUCCUGUCUGGCUGCACGGUUUGACGUGGAAAUCGGGAGGAUUCAGCGAGCCGGUCUGAUCGAACAUUGGCUGCACGGAUACAUCGGAUAUCGGUUCUUCCGGAAGCCGAAGACUCAUCACCACAUUCCGAUGGUGCUGACCAAUGAGCACUUGUUGGGAUGCUAUGAAACGUGGCUUGCUAUGUUGGUGCUGGCAUGUGGGCUGUUUGCAAUGGAGGUGCUGUCGGAGAGGGUGCACAUUUUGAGGCGGGGUUUUGAUUUCUUGGUUGACUAGGCAGACAAAA